Oncorhynchus gorbuscha (pink salmon) is the source of this 1653-nucleotide messenger RNA. Its product is annotated as hyaluronan and proteoglycan link protein 3-like. The transcript has a single exon. Lineage: Eukaryota; Metazoa; Chordata; Actinopteri; Salmoniformes; Salmonidae. Bases 413 to 739 code for a protein of 108 amino acids. Gene Ontology annotation, molecular function: hyaluronic acid binding. The record is from RefSeq and is a predicted model, not a curated record. Gene Ontology annotation, biological process: cell adhesion.
UCAACACUGUGGAACUGGAUGUGUACAUCCCAUAGAGAAAGAUCAACACUGUGGAACUGGAUGUGUACAUCCCAUAGAGAAAGAUCAACACUGUGGAACUGGAUGUGUACAUCCCAUAGAGAAAGAUUAACACUGUGUAACUGGAUGUGUACACUCUUAGGAAAAAAGGUUCCAAAAGGGUUCUUCGGCUGUCCCAAUAGGAAAACCCUUUAAGGUUCCAGGUAGAACCAUUUUUGGUUCCAGGUAGAACCAUUUUUGGUUUCAUGUAGAAUCCUCUGUGGAAAGGGUUCUACAUGGAACACAAAAGGGUUUUUCAAAGGGUUCUCCUAUGGGGACAGCCAAAGAACAAUUUUAGGUUCUAGAUAACACCUUUUUUUCUAAGAGUGUUUAGAUAUGCUAAGCUUGGAUUUGGAUGGGUAGACAAUACAGUUUCCCUUUCUCUUCUCCAGGUAAGGUCUACUACCUCCAGCACCCCCAGAAGGUCAACCUCACUGAGGCCCAGCAGGCGUGCUUCAACGACGGGGCCCAGAUAGCCAAGGUGGGCCAGCUCUAUGUCGCCUGGAGGUUCAUGGGCCUGAACCACUGUGAUGCCGGAUGGCUCGCCGAUGGGAGCCUGCGCUACCCCAUCACCAAACCCAGCCGCAACUGUGGCCCCCUGGAACCAGGGGUGCGCAGCUUUGGGUUCCCCCCUCCAUUCCAGAAGCAUGGGGUGUACUGCUACAGUGCAGGUAUGCUGUAAAUCUGAUAGAUGUGAUACAUCUACAUAUCACCAAUCUCACAUCUCUUCUAGUAUGGUAACAGAUCACAAUCCAGAAUUGAAUAGGUGUAUCUCAUGAAUAGAAAUUCUAUAAUUACUAUAUUAGGAUGCGAAGGUUGCGUUAUGGUGUGAAGUUGUGAGAAUUUCUAAUGUAGCUGGGGCCUGCUAUUAACAACUGGGAGAAUUAUCUGUCUGUACUUAGUGGCUGUACAUGUUUACUAUGGUCCUCCUUGUGAGCAGCCACCCUUGUUAUUUACACAAGCAGGUUAGCAGCACCAUGGUGAACAUGCAUUGCUCACACAGGAUCAAAUACUCACUGCAUCUAGCCUGUGGUCAACGAGAUCAGGAACAUUUGUCGUAGUCCAACAUUCAAGGACUUGAGAUUUCCUCGCUCUGUUUUUUUGGCGUUAUUUGAUAGGGACAGAUAUAAUCUAGAGAUUGAAUGAACAACAGUCAGAUGCAAUGCACCAUCAUACCUGAGCUAAAUUCCAGUGGUUGUCCUCAGAUUAUCAUUGAAGUACACUAGUUAGUAUUAAAACAUCUACACAGUUGUUCUGAUGUCAUGAGCCAGAUCUUUACAGUAUGCAUAUCUAUGACUGUUGAUAGAUGUGUUAUAUUGUAAUAUAAUGUAUGAAUACUAUACCUACACAACUGUAGUACAUUAUGGACCCACCUACAUCUUGUUGUAGCCUAUAAUGUGAUCCCUCACUAUGUGUGAAUGAACCUGUAGUUAAACCCGGACCUCAGCUUCAACUGUAAUAUUAUGUGUAUUGUUAGUUCAACUUCCUGUAUUGUAAACAUUUACUGUUCUCUCUUUGUAAACAUUUUCCUGUACGACAUAGGAGCUGAUCUCAGCUGAUAUUUUUGUUAAAUAAAUUGUCUACCUUUUAAGAGGC